GCCUUACCUUCCCUAUUCGUCAUUAAAUGGGAUCAUCCAGGGUCCCCUUAUCUGAUUCUCCUCAACGCUCUACCAUUUUGCUACGUUCUGAGCCGGUAUCCGCAACUAACAAGUAUGGAAACAGAGAUACAGAGCAAUUCUUCUUCUCCACUACCUCAAGAGUUGAUUGACCAUAUCAUUGAUACUCUGCCCUCUGAUAUCCCCACACUCCGGUCGUGUUCCCUCGUCUGUCGCUCGUUCCUUCCUAGAGCCCGCGAGCAUCUAUUCCGACAAGUAGACAUCGGGACCCCACAUCUGCGCCAAUCCUUCUACAACCUAUGCCACUCAUCGCCACAUAUAUUACAUUCAGUCAAAUCGCUCAUCGGAGUCACACCCGGAGAAGAAGGUGGUGUCUCCCCUGACCUGAUUCUUCAAUCCCUGCCUCGAUUGGAGAAGCUCGUGGUCUCCUGUACCAAUUGGAGCAGCAUGGGCUCAUCAUUCUGGGAAAUCGUAUCCAACCUUUCCUCCCUUCGAUCUUUGACAUUAAAUGGCACCAUUAUUCCCUCGAUAUGCAUCCUAUCUUCCUUGUUGUCGAGUCGCGUGGAGGAGCUAUGUCUCUCUGAGACUGACUUUGUGAGCAACGAUGUUUGCCGGCAUGGUAGUCAUGAUACCCGGGUGCAGUCUCUCACUUGCUCGGGAAACUUUCGACCAACAGAAUACGAGCGAAUCAUGUCUCUCUGUCCAGCACUUGCGAACACGGCUCGGUCAAUUGACAUUAAUCUGUAUUUCCGCAACCAUAUCCUCAGAAUGAAGGUCCAAUUGGACUUGGGCAUACUUCGAAACAUCACAGUCCUCCAUAUACCUAGAGAUUCUGAUGUGCACCGUGAUCUUCCGAUUCUGAACAUCCGUCAUCUGCACUCAAUUACGGUACGCAUAUGGGACCAUCACAGUAGACCCGACCCCAAUGCCGGUCUCCCCGACUUGGGUCUCCUCGAAUGGUGGAUCCAAAACUUGGAACACUGCAAGAACAGCGAUAUCCACCGCGUUGCGUUUCAUGUCUACUACGACUCCCUAUAUCUUCCUUCAGACGAUUAUUCGGUUUGGGGGAAGCUGGACAGGGCCUGCGCGGCAAUGAGUUCCCUUCGUUUGAUAGAGAUCGUCGUGAUGCCAGAAAGCCUUACAGAUGGUGAAAUCACUGCUACAUUGGCUCAUGGUAUGCGCGCCAUUGCGGAUCAGCUUACUCUUUCCACUCGACGCGGUAUCGUCUCCGUGAGCGUGCGGUAGAGAUUCUACGAGCAUUGGUCUUUUAAUUCCCCGUUGGUCUGUCGCUGACGCUAUCUAAGUACAAACUUAAGAUGCUAAUUAGCUGUAAACUUAAGCAAGUGCCUGUCAUUUCACAAAUUCACUC
Messenger RNA from Guyanagaster necrorhizus, 1387 nucleotides. RefSeq lists its product as uncharacterized. Gene Ontology annotation, molecular function: protein binding. The record is from RefSeq and is a predicted model, not a curated record. NCBI's taxonomy places the organism in Eukaryota, Fungi, Basidiomycota, Agaricomycetes, Agaricales, Physalacriaceae. The coding region runs from base 115 to 1263 and encodes 382 amino acids. The transcript is spliced from 3 exons.